CUGAGGCUGCGGCCGCACUGCCAUCCAGGGGUCGUCGUCGUCCCUCCCCUCUCAGCCUCUCUCCCUCUCGGACUCGUCGCGGCAUAAACAAACCAAAGCAAAGCAAAGCAAAGGCAAAACCCCACCUCCUCCACACCGCACCUCACCUCGUCGUCUGCUUUUCCUCGGUGCGGCACAAGCCCCUGUCUCGUCGCCUCCAUUACCGGGCUGUGCGCGCGAGCGUGGUGGCUGUCUGGCUUGCGGCGGCGGUGAUGGUGGAGAUGGACGGAGGCGUGGGAGUAGUAGGAGGAGGGCAGCAGACGCCGGCCCCGCGACGGUGGCGCCUGGCGGACGAGCUGCGGUGCGACCUGCGCGCCAUGGAGACGGACUACGUGCGUCGGUUCCACCGGCACGAGCCCCGCGACCACCAGUGCUCCUCCGCCGUCGCCAAGCACAUCAAGGCGCCCGUCCACCUCGUCUGGUCUCUAGUGAGGCGGUUUGAUCAACCACAGCUUUUCAAGCCCUUUGUGAGCCGGUGUGAAAUGAAGGGGAACAUUGAGAUUGGUAGUGUCAGGGAGGUCAAUGUCAAGUCUGGGCUGCCAGCCACAAGAAGCACAGAGAGGCUGGAGCUGUUAGAUGACAACGAGCACAUACUCAGCGUCAAGUUUGUUGGAGGUGAUCACAGGCUGCAGAACUACUCCUCCAUCCUCACCGUCCACCCCGAGGUCAUCGACGGCCGGCCGGGGACGCUCGUGAUCGAGUCCUUCGUGGUGGACGUCCCCGACGGCAACACCAAGGACGAGACCUGCUACUUCGUCGAGGCCCUGCUCAAGUGCAACCUCAAGUCGCUCGCGGAGGUGUCCGAGCGCCAGGUCAUCAAGGAUCAAACGGAGCCCCUUGACCGGUGAUGGGACAUUAUAUAUAUAGGUCGAUCGAUCUGUUCGGAUCAUUGCAUUGCAUUGCAUUCCUUAGAAUGUGCAGAGCUAUUCUCCAAUGGAGCCCCUAGGUUCCAGCUGGAAAUUUGCAUGGAAAAUGAGUUUUGAGGAACUGCCACUGCUAUGCCAAGUUCAGAGUUAAGUCUUUUCCUCCUUGCGAUUGUGUUUUCUGUUCUUCUCCGGCGUUGUAUGCCUCCGAAGGAGGAGGACAGAAUAUGAUGUGCUAUUGUAGUGAUGAAAAUUGGAAGAAAAAAAAUUAAAACUGUGAGGCCCUGAACAUCUUCUUUCUCAGAUCAAUAUGUGGAGUGGAGGGUUAAUUUCUCUGUAAUUAGAUUCGCUCUAGAUUGCUCCAUCUUGAUUUCUUUCUUUCUUGUGUCUUUGUCUGUGUGUGUUGUGUAAAUACAAUGCCCCUAGUGUGUAAUUAAUCCCCUAGAGGGUCUUGCAUGAGUUCA
This is a messenger RNA of Sorghum bicolor (sorghum), 1366 nucleotides long. Its product is annotated as abscisic acid receptor PYL8. Gene Ontology annotation, biological process: abscisic acid-activated signaling pathway. The transcript has 3 exons. Gene Ontology annotation, cellular component: cytoplasm; nucleus. Gene Ontology annotation, molecular function: abscisic acid binding; protein phosphatase inhibitor activity; signaling receptor activity. Bases 252 to 887 code for a protein of 211 amino acids. The record is from RefSeq and is a predicted model, not a curated record. Lineage: Eukaryota; Viridiplantae; Streptophyta; Magnoliopsida; Poales; Poaceae.